AUGGAAGACGUAUUUUCUAAGCUAGUUCUUCAUCUAGAUGAUGAAAUUGAAGAUGCUGAAGAAGAAACCUUUGUUCUCUACUCGCAGCCCAUUCCCUCUCAGAACCUAGGCUUCGUCGACUCAAAAGCAAAGGCUAUACAAGUCGAUACUGGGGAAUCAGAAUACACUAUUCAUCAAUCACCCACGGUGCUCUCGUCAAACCGAGCGGGAGGCACCACGGGAGCUGUUCUUUGGAAAGUCACGCCGCUAUUCGCAUCAUGGCUAGCGUCAAAGGACAACAUCUUAUUCAAACAUGGGAUUAUCCGUUCUGACUCUAUAGUUGCCGAACUGGGCUGCGGGAUAUCACCACUAAAUGCAUUUGCCAUUGGCGGCCGUGUGCAGCGCUACGUUUUAACAGACCAGCCGUACGUACAGCGACUAGUCUUGCAAAACAUUGAAGAAAACAGUCAUUUAUUACGCUCAGCACGUCUGCCGAAGAAACAGCCCCAAACCAAUAUCGAGUUUGCGGUCCUCGACUGGGAAACGGACACUGCAUCUCCAAGCCUGGUAGGAUCCGGUGCCCGAAGCUUCGACGUCGUUCUGGCCUGCGAUUGCGUAUUUAACUAUGCGCUAGUUAAACCGUUUGUCGAAACCUGCGUCGAGGUUUGCAGGCUUCGCCAAAAUGAUGAUAGUCACGAUGCCCCAUGUGUCUGUAUUGUUGCACAGCAGCUGCGUAACGACGAAGUGUUUUUGCUAUGGCUACAGACAUUUACUCAAUUCUUCCGCGCCUGGAAGAUUCCAGAUGACGCUUUACCGCCUGGCUUAAAAUCUUCGGAUGGAUUUGUAGUUCAUAUUGGAAUUCUUCGACCAGACUCCUGA
Molecule: messenger RNA, 858 nt
Organism: [Torrubiella] hemipterigena
Lineage: Eukaryota; Fungi; Ascomycota; Sordariomycetes; Hypocreales; Clavicipitaceae
Source: the annotation of a GenBank genome assembly